AUGUCCUGGUAUCCCAUUGGUCGGCCCAUCGGCACAACCAUUUAUCCUGGCAUGCAGAUGUGGGCCGUUGGCAUUUUUGAGGUGCUGAAGCAGGUGCCAACCACCAAGGUCCCAUUGCCGUUUAUCCCGCCGCUGCGGCCGCUGGCGAAAUGGGCUCGUAGGAAUGGUUGGCUCUUUAUUCCGGAAGCCCUUAAGUCAAAACUUGAGAUCGGCCCCAUGAGCGUGAACGACAUUUGCUGCAUGAUUCCACCAUGGUUUGGUGCCAGUGCUUCGAUCUUCACUGGGCUCUUGGCCUAUGAGAUCUCCCGGAGCGUGAACGCUGGGCUGAUGGCCACUGGAAUCAUGGCGAUCAUUCCGGCCCACAUCAUGCGCUCGGUCGGAGGAAAGUUCGACAACGAGGCUGUCGCCAUGACCGCCAUCGUGAUGACGUUCUGGCUAUGGUUGCUUUCUGUGCGGACGCCCAAGCAUUGGCCGAUCGGCGUCUUGACGGGACUCUCUUACAUCAACAUGGUGGCGGCAUGGGGUGGCUACAUCUUCGUGCUGAACAUGAUUGGCGUGCACGCUUUGAUGUUGGUUGCCAUGGGCCGCUUCACCAGUGGAGUCCACAGGGCGUACUCGCUCUUCUUCAUCGUGGGCACAUUGGGUGCAAUUCAAAUUCCAGUGGUGGGCAUGCAGCCGCUGCGCUCUUUAGAACAGAUGGGACCUCUCCUCGUCUUCAUCGGCUUUCAGGUCUUGGCCUUUUGCGACUUCCAGCGCCACAGGAGAGAAAAGAUGAAGGAUCCCAUGGGCACUUGGGAGUUCGUGCGCUUCCGCAUCAUGAUGUGUUGCUUGAUGUUGGUCGCCUUGGCAAUUGUGGCCGCCCUGUUGUACCCCACGGGCUACUUCGGUCCUCUCUCCUCUCGAAUUCGCGGUCUUUUCGUGAAGCACACGAAGACAGGCAACCCCUUGGUCGAUUCCGUAGCUGAGCACCAGCCUGCGAAUCCCAGAAUCUAUGCAAGCCAUUUGGGCUUGCCCUUGGACUAUGUCCUUUUGGGCGGCCUUGUCUCCAUCUUCCAGAGGAACAAUGGCUUCUACUUCAUGUGCCUUUAUGGUUAUAUAGCAUCGCACUUCUCCGGAAAGAUGUCUCGAUUGGUCCUGAUUUGUGGGCCGAUUGUCUCGGUGGCCUGUGGAAUUUGGUGCGGAUUCCUUCUGGACAUGGUGAUCGAUCCGUUUUUGCUGUUGCUGGGAAAGAAAGGCUACGUGGCUCCCACUGCAACAGCUCCCCCCACCUCGGCCGAUGAGAAAUCGUCAGGCAAGGCCAAGCAGGGCAAGAGCCAGAAAGGAAAAGAUGCCAAGCCCACGAGGCGGAACGAGCGAGUGGCCGAGGUGGAACUGGAAGAAUGGGAAGAGGAGAGCCGCCCAGGUGGGGCGAUGCAGCUGAAGAGAUUCUUGAAGAGCUCAUACCAGCAGCUCUUUCCAGGAAGCAGCUUGGAGGAUGCGAAAAAGUUAAGACAAGACGCUGACAGCAAGGUGCUUCUGGUGUUGCUUCGAUGCGCUUUGGCCAUUGCCUUUGUGGUGUACAUGCUGACCAUGAGUGAGAUGAGCAGUGCUGUGCCAAAAUACAUCGAGCAUUGCAAGUCCAUUGGGCAGCAAGUGGCCAGCCCAACAGUCGCACUGCUGCCCAGGAUGGCAGUCUGUACAUCGUCAGAGACUACUACGAUGGCUACAAGUGGCUAG
Messenger RNA from Durusdinium trenchii, 1716 nucleotides. The record is from the annotation of a GenBank genome assembly. Lineage: Eukaryota; Dinophyceae; Suessiales; Symbiodiniaceae.